AUCAUAAACAGCACCAAUCGGCUACCGUAAAUACUCGUAAUGGAGUGGCUGCCUCUGCUAUUGUUGCUACAUUUCAGCACCGACGGUGUUGCAUUGAAUGAAUGUAAGAGGUGUGAAUGUUGUAAAGGUGGAGCUACUCGUUGUAUGACGUACAACUCUGUAACUGAUUACUGUCUAGAUGGCUGUAUUAGUGGGUAUUUUUCAGCUCGUUGCACUCACGCUUGUGUGAACAAUUGCCUGCUGUGUUCAGAUGCAUUAUCCUGUGUAAAAUGUACAGAUGGAUACUAUGGUUCAUAUUGUAACAAAUGUCCGGAUAACUGUUUAAGUUGUUCUAGUGCAAACACAUGUAAUAGCUGUAAAGAUGGAUUUUAUAACGGAAGACUUAAUGGCAGUGAUUACAAUUAUCUUGAUUGUAGACAGAAAUGUCAAGCUGCCUGUUAUUCAUGUACAUCGUAUUACACAUGCACCAAAUGUGUUGAUGGAAAAUAUAACGAUUUGCGCAAUGACUGCUCAGAAAGCUGUAAUGUGGCAUGUAAGGCGUGUACAUCGUAUAACAACUGUACCAAAUGUGUUGAUGGAAAAUAUUACGAUUUGCGCAAUGACUGCUCAGAAAGCUGUAAUGUGGCAUGUAAGGCGUGUACAUCGUAUAACAAUUGUACCAAAUGUGUUGAUGGAAAAUAUAACGAUUUGCGCAAUGACUGCUCAGAAAGCUGUAAUGUGGCAUGUAAAGCGUGUACAUCACAUAACAACUGCACCAAAUGUAUAGAUGGAAAAUAUGGGUCAUUCUGUCAAUACGAGUGUGGACUUGGGUGUCAAAAUCAUCAGUGUGACAUCGAUAGUGGGAGUUGCACAUGUUUAUUUAAUUUUAGAGGUAGUAAAUGUGAUCAAUGUGUCAACGGCAAAUAUGGUAAUAGAUGUGACACAACCUGUCCCGCAGAUUGCGCAAAUAAUUCAUGUGACGUUAAUGGUAACUGUUAUAGUUGCAAGACUGGGUUUACUGGAAACAUGUGUACUCAGUGUGCCUAUGGUAAAUAUGGAACUGACUGUAACAUUCCAUGCCCAUCAGGUUGCAGGAAUGGGAAUUGUAAAGAUAACGGAGAUUGUCACAGUUGCAAGGAUGGAUUCACGGAAAGUAAAUGCGAUCAAUGUGUCGCCGGUAAAUAUGGAAUCAACUGUGAACACGAUUGUUCGAAAAACUGUGACUUCGCAGUUUGUAAUAGCACAACAGGUGUGUGUAAUAAUGGCUGUAGAACUAACUAUCACGGCGAGCAGUGUAACCUGACGUGUACAACGACAUGCUUACCAGAUGACGAAGGUAGAAGGUGUUUUUAUACGAAUGGAAGUUGCGUAAAAGACUGUCAAAACGGAUACCAUGGUGAUAUGUGUCAAGACCGUUGCAGCGAAAACUGCAUCAACAUUAUCUGUACAAGGGCAAGUGGUGCAUGUAAGCUCGGCUGCGUUGGAGAGUUUGAAGGAAUCAAUUGCACGGAACCUAUUUCAGGGGUCAUAUCCGAUUCUUAUAACACGGAAGAUUCUUCGAAUGUUGGUGCAUUCAUUGGAGUUGGAGUUGGAUCUGUGGCAGUUACUCUUAUUGUUGUUGGAAUGGUCAUUAUAACAAGACGAUACCUUAGACAUGCACACCAAAGAAGACAAACACCAGAAAAUGCACACGAGUUAACAGAUGCCCUACGUGAUAACGUUAUAACAUUUCCUGCUUCGACGACUACACCAACAAACAAAGAUUCUGACUACGAAAAUACACCAGUUCCUGUAUACGAAGAAUUAAAACAGAGUAACACAGAUUCAAACACAUAUGAUCGCAUUGAUGGUACUAGCUCCAGCUAGAGAAAACACAUUUCUGACGCUCAUUAUUAUUGGACGUAUGUGUCAUUUUUGGGUACAUAAGCAGAAAUCAAUACCUGUACAAUAUCAGUAAGGAUCUCUUGAAACUAUUAAUCUCUGAUCAUGUGCAUAUAACACUAUCGGAAAAAAGUAUUUCCAUUAAAUUUACAAUAAUAAUGUGUGAAUGAAUUAUGAAUGUCGCACCAAACUCGUAAUAUUUGUAAAAUGUUACACA
This is a messenger RNA of Mercenaria mercenaria, 2077 nucleotides long. Its product is annotated as multiple epidermal growth factor-like domains protein 10. The transcript is spliced from 6 exons. The record is from RefSeq and is a predicted model, not a curated record. Lineage: Eukaryota; Metazoa; Mollusca; Bivalvia; Venerida; Veneridae. Gene Ontology annotation, molecular function: scavenger receptor activity. Bases 40 to 1845 code for a protein of 601 amino acids.